AAAAAAAUCCAAUUCUCUCUCCCCCAGUCCCAACUACUCCCUCCCUUCACUCUCUUCCUCUGCUCGUGGUGGAGUAACUUGCAAAGCCAAGUAAACGCGUUGGAGUUGGACACAUAAAUGGGGGACGAAAAGGAUGCUUUUUAUGUCGUGCAUAAAGGGGAUGUGAUCGCUGUCUAUAAGAACCUGAGUGAUUUACAAGCUCUGCUACGAUCUUCUGUUGGUGAACCAGCCAUAAGUGUUUAUAAAGGGUAUCACCUGGCUAAGCAAUCAGAAGAGUAUUUGGCAUCUCAUGGACUCAAAAAUGCAAUGUAUUCUAUGGAUUUCAGUGAUGUUCGAGAUGAUCUCUUUGGGAUACUCGUCCCAUGCCCUUUUCGGCAACCUGGCUCUUCGAAAGAUAAAAUUAUCGGGAAGAAUCUUCAGGAAAAGAGGAUGCAGAUGGAGGUGGUUGCAUCUCCUUCGUUUUCAGCCGCUGGUCAGCAAAAACAUGCCAAAUUAGACAAUUGCCUAGAAAUUCCCCCGAUUUCGUCAUAUUGUCCCCCCUACGUGCAGUGUUCAUGCAUUCUUGAGUUUGAUGGGGCUUCAAAAGGGAACCCUGGACCAGCUGGUGCUGGUGCUGUGCUGCGUGCUGCAGAUGGAAGUAUGGUUUUCCGGUUGCGUGAAGGUGUGGGUGUGGCAACUAACAACGUUGCUGAAUACAGAGGUGUAAUCUUAGGGCUAAAAUAUGCUCUUGAGAAAGGUUUCAAACAUGUAAAAGUUAAGGGUGACUCAAAACUUGUCUGCAUGCAGACUCAAGGAAUCUGGAAAUGCAAGAACCAGAACAUGGCUGAGCUAUCCAAGAUUGUGAAAGAGCUUAAAGAUCAUUUUUUGUCAUUCCAGAUCAACCAUAUUUACAGAGAAUUCAACACUGAAGCCGAUGCCCAGGCAAAUUUAGCCGUGUAUCUUAAGAAUGGUGAAUUUCAAGUGGAAUGUGACAAGAAAACAACUUAAUAAUGUGAAGUCACCAACUACCCCAACUUGCUUGGGAUUUUGUGAAGGAUGAAUGACACCCAAGACCGAUGCAUAAUGGAUCUUUUGUGGUCUAAAGCCAACGUCUUGUUUGUUUUUUUGUAGAUAUAUGAUCUGAAUUAUGUGCACGCAUCUGGAUUAGGGAAACUUCUGUUUAGGAGCCUGCUCGAAUCGAUUAUUCUCUUCUCAUUUGCAAUGAAAAUUAAUUGGUUCUCUAAAGUUAAUAUUCUAGCACUU
Molecule: messenger RNA, 1242 nt
Organism: Solanum stenotomum
Lineage: Eukaryota; Viridiplantae; Streptophyta; Magnoliopsida; Solanales; Solanaceae
Exons: 10
Coding region: 118-987 (289 amino acids)
Molecular function (GO): RNA-DNA hybrid ribonuclease activity; nucleic acid binding
Source: RefSeq, a predicted model, not a curated record